This is a messenger RNA of Penaeus monodon (black tiger shrimp), 1717 nucleotides long. RefSeq lists its product as uncharacterized. Gene Ontology annotation, molecular function: protein binding. The record is from RefSeq and is a predicted model, not a curated record. NCBI's taxonomy places the organism in Eukaryota, Metazoa, Arthropoda, Malacostraca, Decapoda, Penaeidae. Gene Ontology annotation, biological process: protein homooligomerization. The transcript has 12 exons. The coding region runs from base 251 to 1717 and encodes 488 amino acids.
CGCUGCGAGAGGGUGUCGGCAGAGGAGUACCCUGAGUCGUGGCCCAACCAUCCAGUAGGCAACAUGGCCCUGUGACGCGCCUCUCUUCCUCUCUCUCUCUCUACCUCUUACUCUCUCGAACAACUGCACGGGAAUACCAAUCCGAGAGGACGUGUGUUUAAGUGCCAAGGGUAUCGCAAAGGAGUGCCUCACAGAGUCUCCCAGGAAUCUCCCAGGAUCCCUCGCUAGCCAGCAGGGCGUUGCCGCCACCAUGCAGGUGGAGAAGCUCGUCUCGAAGACAUCCAGCAGUAUAUGGGAGACUUACACCAAGAACUUGAGAAACUCCACGCCGUCACGGAUGCUGUCCCCCUCUAUCUCCCCGGCCACAUCGCCCACCCUGACACACAGCGGGUCUCCUACGCCGCCGCUCUACCCAACACAACCCAAGAUCUCGGGCAUCCCCACCGUCGCCGCCGCCUCCAGAUACGGCUCCUCCGCCCUCUGCAGAUUUACGGCUCCUGUACACAUCGACGUCGGCGGAUCUAUCUACACCUCUUCCUUGGAGACGCUUACAAGGUACCCGGAGAGCAGGCUGGCCAGGUUAUUCAACGGGUCCAUCCCCAUCGUGCUGGACUCCCUCAAGCAGCACUACUUCAUAGACCGGGAUGGCAAAAUGUUCCGCCAUAUCCUCAACUACAUGCGCCACGGCAGGACCCUGCUGCCGGACGACUUCAGCGACCACGACCUGCUGCUGGAAGAGGCCAGGUUCUUCGAGAUUAGCGGUUUGGUAAAACAAGUCGAGGACAUGAAGAAGGCACGGCAGGAGAACCGCAGGGCGUCCUCGGUGUGCAGCAACAGCCUCUCCUCCAACACCUCUUCCAGCAAUUCCUCCCUCAGACACAAGCCUGUCGUCAAUGGCAUCAAGAAGGAGGACGACGGCCACGGCUACGAGGUUAUCGCCCUGAACAUCUCACCGGACCUGGGGGAGCGUGUCAUGCUCUCCGGAGAACGCUGCGUUAUCGAGGAGCUGUUUCCCGAGGUGGCGCAGGCCAUGAUGGACGCCCGAUCCUCGCUGUCCUGGAACCACGACCACCGGUUUAUCAUCAGCGAUGUUGAUGCAGAUGACUGUAAAGAUGUUUUACGAGAAUCGUGUUCCUGGUUGCCGGGUUCAUCGUGGAUUCUUCAGUGCCAUGCUUUGUACACACUGUCGGUGCUCGAGAGACCGCCGCUGUCAUGUCACCCACGAGAUUUUCGAUUUGACGAUCAGCUGGGUGACAUGCCAGUCGCUGUUCUUGAGAUUGUUCUGGCAGCGCUGACGGUGUUCUGCCAAGUGAAUCAGGAUAACAGCAUAACAAUGCUGACGAUAUUCUCUCGGGAUAUGCCCAAACGUGCACCACACACCAUGCUCAACAAAGUCUUGGCUUUCGAAAUGUCCCGUAGAAUUUAUCGUGCCAUACUCACUAGGAGGCAGAGUGCGUGGGUGUGGGGACCUCUCUCCUUCACACGACUCAUGGGACGCGUGGACAUGGAGCAGGCAUCGAAAAACGUUUCUUUCUCCUCUCACCAACAACGUUUCAAUGCUCGGGCAGAGAGAAUGCUCCAGGGCCGUCGUCGAGCUAGACCACGCCCCCUAAGCCACGCCUCUCACCUGCCGUUAGAGACCCGGCCAGGUCAGGACUGGGUCAAGGAGCAGUACAAAACAGAGGUCGAGGCAGGUCAGAGUCACCCCGUGAACUAA